This is a messenger RNA of Phyllostomus hastatus (greater spear-nosed bat), 6387 nucleotides long. RefSeq names its product E74 like ETS transcription factor 4 (gene ELF4). Gene Ontology annotation, molecular function: sequence-specific DNA binding; DNA-binding transcription factor activity, RNA polymerase II-specific. The transcript has 9 exons. The coding region runs from base 465 to 2444 and encodes 659 amino acids. Gene Ontology annotation, cellular component: nucleus. Lineage: Eukaryota; Metazoa; Chordata; Mammalia; Chiroptera; Phyllostomidae. The record is from RefSeq and is a predicted model, not a curated record. Gene Ontology annotation, biological process: cell differentiation; regulation of transcription by RNA polymerase II.
GGGAGGAGAGGACGGGAGGAAGGAGGGAGGCGGACGCUGGCCCCAGCGGCCGCGGGGACCGACCGGGCGCUGCGCUCAACUUCCACUUCUCCUUUCGCCGGCGCCGAAAUCCCGGCGCCACUUGCCGGGUCCGGCUUCUCAAGGGAGAAGGCGGGCUGGCAGGGCUGGGGACCCGCGCGGCUCGGCCCCCAGAGCGGGGAGGGGAUUGCAAGGCGAUCGAUCGAUCACAGCUUGGCGACCGAGCCCAUUUCUCCACAGGUCAUUCCUGCGGUUGGCCCAGCCCAGCAUGCAGCCUUGAACCUGGCUUAGACCACCACCUACUCCAGCUCUCUACAUCCACUGUUCUCCUGUGGCUUGGGGUGUAGGCUCUAUCUCUGAGGUCCCUGAGCAGCAUCUCUUCAUCAAGAAAAUCCCACAGCUCCAGAGGGCCCUGUGAAUCCUGCUGUCAGCUCUGAGAAUACGGCAUGGCUAUUACCCUCCAGCCCAGUGACCUGAUCUUUGAGUUUGCAAGCAACGGGAUGGAUGAUAUACACCAGCUGGAAGACCCCUCAGUAUUCCCAGCUGUGAUUGUGGAGCAGGUACCCUACCCUGAAUUACUGCAUCUGUAUUCAGGCCUGGAGCUGGACGACGCUCACAAUGGCAUCAUAACGGACAGGACCUUGUGCAUGACAGAGGAUCAGGUCCUGGAGGGUAGUUUUAUGCUGGCAGAUGAAAAUGAAGCAACCUCACAAACCAUGCCAACCACCGAAGUCUUGCUCAACGUUGAGUCUCCCAACAACAUCCUGGAUGAGAAGCAGAUCUUCAGCACCUCCGAGAUCCUUCCAGACCCAGACACUGCUCCAGCUACCAAUCUACCCAACUACCUGUUUCCUGUCUCUGAGCCCAAUGCCCUGAACAGGGCUGAUGACACUGGUGACCAGGAGGGGCAUUCUCUGGAGGACACGGUCCCCAGAGAGGAAAGUGCCAAGAAGGCUGGAAAAUCAAAGAAGAGAAUCCGGAAGACAAAGGGCAACCGCAGUACCUCACCUGUCACUGACCCCAGUGUCCCCAUACGGAAAAAAUCUAAGGAUGGCAAAGGCAACACCAUCUAUCUGUGGGAGUUCCUCCUGGCACUUCUGCAAGACAGGAACACCUGCCCCAAGUACAUCAAGUGGACCCAGCGAGAGAAAGGCAUCUUCAAGCUGGUGGACUCCAAAGCUGUGUCCAAGCUGUGGGGGAAGCAGAAAAACAAGCCUGACAUGAACUAUGAGACUAUGGGAAGGGCGCUAAGAUAUUACUACCAGAGGGGCAUCCUUGCCAAAGUGGAAGGGCAGAGGCUGGUGUACCAGUUUAAAGAGAUGCCCAAGGACCUAGUGGUGAUCGACGAUGAGGAUGAGAAAAGUGAAGUGGCAGAGGCAUCCCCUAAGGCCUCUGCCUCCUCCACCAGCACUGCCCGGCGAGCCAGCUCCAGGGUCUCAUCCAGAGCCACUCCCCAGAGCAAGGGCAGCCCUCCCUGGGAAAAGCCAAAGGUUCAGCAGGUCGGUCUCCAGCCAUCAGCAAGUCUGGAAUUGGGAAUGUCUCUAGAUGAGGAGAUCCCUACUACCUCCACUGUGCUUGUCUCUCCACCAGAGGGCCAGGCCAAACUCACCAAAGCUGCAAGUGCGUCUUCAGUGCCCAGCAACAUCCAUCUAGGAGUGGCCCCUGUGGGGUCAGCCUCUGCCUUGACCCUGCAGACGAUCCCCCUGACCACAGUGCUAACCAAUGGCCCUCCUGCUAGUACUACUGCUUCAACUCAGCUCGUUCUCCAGAGUGUCCCGCCGGCUUCGACCUUCAAGGACACCUUCACUUUGCAGGCCUCCUUCCCCGUGAACACCAGUUUCCAAGAGAGCCAGGUGGCAGCACCAGGAACUCCACUGAUUCUCAGUGGCCUCCCCCAGCUUCUCACUGGGGCCAACCGUUCGACCAAUCCAACCACACCCUCCAUGACAGGUGCUGGAGCGGCGGGGCCCAGCUCUCAGCCCCCUGGGACUGUCAUUGCUGCCUUCAUCAGGACUUCCGGUUCCACAGCAGCCCCUGGGGUCAAGGAUGGGCCACUGAGAUCCUCCUCUUAUGUGCAGGGUGUGGUGACUGGGGCCCCCGUGGAGGGGCUACUGGUUCCCGAAGAGACCCUGAGGGAGCUUCUGAGAGAUCAAGCUCACCUUCAGCCACUUCCAACCCACGUGGUUUCCAGGGGCUCCCACAACCCGAGUCUUCUGGGAAACCAGACUUUGUCUCCUCCCAGCUGCCCCACUGUUGGGCUGACCCCGGUGGCUGAACUUGAGCUCUCCUCAGGCUCAGGGUCCCUGGUUAUGGCUGAGCCUAGUGUGACCACAUCUGGGAGCCUACUGACUAGGUCCUCAACCCCAGCCUCCUUCUCUCCAUUCAACCCCACUUCCCUCAUUAAGAUGGAGCCCCAUAACAUAUAGAUAGAGGGGUCAGGGAAGUAUGACCUACCAGGCAAAGCUGAGCAUCAUUUUCAUGUGGAUUGACUCUAGCAGAGUCUGACUUAAGUAGCUCACCAGCCCUUACAUUUUAGUGGAAUGUCAAUACACCCAAUUCCCCCAACGCCCAUCCCUGCCUGAUGUCACCAUGGUCAAGCCUUGCCCAGUUUGAGCAUCCCUGGCAUCGGGCCAUGGCCUUCAAGAGCACUAGGGGGUAUGCUCUUGUCAGGGCAAUGGGCUGAUGUGGCGAUGAAGGGAUAAGCUCCUGAGAAGUUGGUGGCCAGGGCAGGUGCAGGGGCUUUGUGGGAAGAGCCAUUUUUGCCUGGGUGUAUUUCACUAUAUGUUCCCUCAGCAGGGAAGUUACUAUUUCACAUGUGAAUAUUUCGUUAUGUAUUUGUGUGUACUCAUGGGUCUGUAUCUCCCUUUCUUUGCAGACGACAAAGGGACACUGUGAGGUUUCUAAGAACAUGUGUCUCUGUGGGUCAGCCACAGAGAUGAGGAUUUGUUUUAAGGAAAAGUGUUCUCUAGUUCCCUUUGUACAAACCAAGGUUCAGUUGUUCUGAGACUCUGGGGUACAGGUUGGAUCCCCAGAUCUGGAGAGAUGUCACAGAGCUGGAGCAGGUCCUGGGUAGAAGUGCUUCAAUUGUUGUGUGUGAGUGUUGAAGUAACUACAGUUCUAAGGGACAGGAGAAAGCCGAGUGCGAUAAAAGCAUGAAGAGAGGAGAGGGAACUGAGCCCUGGGGAGCAGCCCUCCAGCCUAGACUGAGAUUUCUUUCUGGCGUUGGCUUCAUUGCCUGCCAGUCACUUGACAGCAUGUUUGGAACCUUGACUGCUGCAGAAGGCUGUGAUUGAAGAGUUAGACAGGGGCUGAGUGUCCCUCUAGGGGUAGACCUAGCCACCAAGUCCCCAGGCAGGGCUGAGUUCAUUGAAUGUUUGCACUGAGGGCUUGGGGCUGUGAGACCAAUGUUUGCGUCUGGCCCACACCCUGAAUCCUGAGUUCUCUGUUGAUUAAUGUUGCUCCUCAUAGUUUCCUGCAGUCAGGAAUUGCUGGGGAUGGUUGAUUAGCAAUGCAGAUCGGAUCUGCCUCCAUUACUGCUCAUGCGUGCCUGCCGCUCAGCCAGCCUUUUACUUACCUCAUAAGUUUGCCAACCCACUCGCCCCUUCCAUGGCUACAGCAGACAUUCACGUAGACUGUUACCCCUCUUGAACUUUCGCACCUGACCCUGAUUCCUUCUUCACCAAGGAGACAGGAGCCAGCAGAUGUGAGCUCCCACGGCACUUCUGUCUCCACAUGGCUUCUUGCUUCCCUCUUCCCUCUUUCUAAGGAAGGGCCAACUGAUUCUCUCUUAAAGUCAACUCCUCCACCUAGGGCCUGGAUCUCCUCCCCUCUCCCUUCUUUGAAAUAAGCUUGCUCCUCUCCUGCCAAGUGUGGGGGGCAAAGCUAAGAGCUAAAACAUGUCAGCCUUGGAAACAGUUACGGUAUCUGGUGAAUUUGGUUAAUGUGAAUCAGUGCCUCAGGACCUUUGCUAUGUCCGUGGUGAAAAACCAUCCACUUGAUCUACCUCCCCAGGUUGCUUUUCCCUUCUUUCAGUCACUGCCAAGCCUGUUAUCAUCCUCUCCCACUCUCUUGUUUUUCCCUCGGCGGGGGGACCAUAUACAGUUGUGCAGGUGUAUUUAUUACAUGUCUCCAGCACUUGGCAUUAAAGUGUCUUUUUCUAAUAAAUCAGUUUAUUAAGACAGUUAUCCUGAUGGUAGAAAGUAAAGCAUCUUGAGAAAGUUACCUUUGAUUUUUCUUUCUUUUUUUUUUUUCCUUUGGUAUAAAGAUGCUGCAUGGGUCAGGGGUGGCCCUGUCCCCCUCACCCCAACUCCACAUAACUCAUCACCUGAAGGUCACUGACAUCUUCGUGGUAACAUCAAAUGGCUUCAAAGUUCUUGGCCCCUAUGAACCCUCACAGCAUGUGACACUACUUCCUGACACUUCCUGCACUAGCUGGGCUUAACUGCACCUUCUGUCACCUGCUCUCUGUGUCGUGCUGGCUCCGGAUCUACCACGUUCAGUGCGGGUAUAACCCAAGGGUCUCAUCCAUUCUCUUGGGUCUGGCUCAGCUCUUUGGGGAUGAGUCUGAAAUCUAGGGCUCCAGCCCCCCAGUUUUCUCCUCAGCUUCAGGGUCACAUGUCCAGGGGUCUGCUGGACAUUUCCACCUAGAUGCCUGCCAGGCCCUCAACGAUGGCCCCUCUCCCAAAAGUUGAUGUUGAAAGUUUACACACACACACACACACACACACACACACACACCCUUUCCAAGGGAAAAAAAAAAGCUGUCAUGACUUGUCUAUUUUUAUUAACAGUGCCGCUAUUUUCCUGACCUUCUAAGCUUGACAUUUCAGAACCAUCUGAUGGCUGCCUUCACUUGACCCAUCUCCUGAAGCCCAGUGCCAUUUGCCAUGUCUCUCAAGUCUAGCUUCCCUUCCAAAUUCCCAGAGCCUCAAACUAUGCAGAGCUUAUCCUGCUCCCAGACACAUCCAGAGCCCCCCCUGUGACCUGUCUUAUUCCCUCUGCCAGGGCACCAGUUCUGGUCUGGUAAAAAGCCUUCAGAGGCUCCUCAUUGCUUAGGUAGAGAUGAUACUCAAUAUAACCUCCAGGCAGCUGGGCACUAACCAUUUAUUUGCUGAAUCAUGAGGCAGUCUGGGAGUCCUCCAGGAGGGGUGAGGGGGCCACUUUGAGGUUCAGGGCAGUAGUUUCAAAAUUAUGUUGGGUUUAGCCUCAGCCCUGUCUUCAGACAAGUUCCCAAGUCCUUGACCUUUCAGCAAGGUCCUUUGCCAUCGGGUCCCAUUGGACUUCCCCAGUCAUCUCUCACAUUGCUUCCCCACCCCCAAUGUAUUGCUCCAGCCAAACCAAUGCACUCACUGGCCUUCGAACAAACCUCUGUUUAAGUCUCCCACUUCUGUGUUCUUGCUUUACCUGGUUCUGCUCAACUAGAAUGUUCCUCCCACCCCACUAGUACCAACUGCAUACUAUCUAUCCUUCAAGACUCCGUUGGUGGAAGCUGCCUUUCCCAGAGUUCUUUAUUUGAAACUUGGAGCUACUGCCACUCUUUUGGCAAAUCAGCACAAACAGCCUGUGACAUCUCUGUUAUAAUCAAAAAUUAUUACUUAAAUCUUCAAUGACCUGGACUUACUUAGUCUCCCCCAGUUAGUGUGUUACUUUCCAAGGGGCAGGGGAUUGUGUCACCCACAGAGCAGGGCACACUACGUAUGAAGCAUCUAGUGAACAUCAGCAAACGGUUACUGAUUGAGCUGGUGAGUGAUGGGGACCAAACUUUGAGGUAGGUGAUGCCGACCUUCCCUUUGCACAGGCACUCACCCCAGGUGCUCCACUGCCCAGGGUCUGAACUCCCUGGCUCAGUGCCCUCAUGUCUCUCCCCUCACCCCCACCACGCCCAGCCCCUACGCCCAAGAGUUGUUAUUACUUUGAACGUACUCUACCCCUAAAGAAACUUCCCUGUCCAGUUUCUUUCCUAACUCAAAGUGUUAAAUUAGCUGAUACGAUAAACUAACCAGUGCUGAUAUACUUAUGGGAGAAAGCUAGAGGAGAACCUCAGGAGACAAGUUUCUUUUAACCAGGAUUGUGUGGCAACAACAUCCCUGCCUUUGUGAUGGCUUAAUGGAGUCAAGAGACUUGCUCCUCAGCCUCAGCAGCUGAUGUCUUUCUUACUGCCUCUUCUGGGCUCCCACAGCACUUGGUGUAUACCUCUUACUGUAGCACUUACCACAUGGUAGGUCCUUAGUUACAUGUUUAUAUGUUUCCCUUCCAAUAGACUGUGAGCUCCUCAAGGACAGGGACUGUGUGUUAGUCACUGAUGUAUCCCCAGCGCCUAGCACAGUGCCUGCCACACAGUAGGUGCUCAAUAAAUGUUUGCUGAAAGAG